Molecule: messenger RNA, 2132 nt
Organism: Spea bombifrons (plains spadefoot toad)
Lineage: Eukaryota; Metazoa; Chordata; Amphibia; Anura; Pelobatidae
Gene: RNF8
Product: ring finger protein 8
Exons: 8
Coding region: 147-1730 (527 amino acids)
Biological process (GO): double-strand break repair; protein K48-linked ubiquitination; ubiquitin-dependent protein catabolic process
Cellular component (GO): nucleus; cytosol; site of double-strand break
Molecular function (GO): histone binding; ubiquitin protein ligase activity
Source: RefSeq, a predicted model, not a curated record
ACUGCUCAGGCCGCUGUAGGGAGCGUUGGAUUGCUCGGCGCUCGGGAUCGUUGUGUCACGGAGAGCCGUUGGAUUGCUUCGCUGUGUAGCCGUUUUCACGGUGAUGUCUCGCAGGGCUGUGCUCGGCUGGUGUCGGCUCCGGUGAGAUGGCGGCUCCAGGUCCCCGCUGGUACCUGAAGAGGCGAGAGGGGAACCACGAGAGACUGCUGCUGCGGGAUGGCGAGGAGAUCACGCUGGGUCGCGGCCUUGGAGUUACCUACCAGCUGACAUCUAUCCUGUGCCCGCUGAUGAUUUCUCGAGUCCACUGCAUCCUCAGACAGAACGGCCAGAGUCAAUGGACCAUCACGGACAAUCAGAGCCUGAACGGCGUCUGGCUGAACAAAGAGAGGCUGGAACCGCGGAAGUCGUACGUCCUGACGGAGGGAACCUGCAUCCAGCUGGGGGUGCCUUUGCCGAGCAAUGACAGAGCGGAGUUCGUUUACGACCUGAUCCAGGAAUGUCUGGAACAAGACAUACCGUCCCUGAGCCGGUCGGUAAAGCCCAAAGUACCCAGAACCAAGCGGAAAUUUAACUCUGAUGAGUCGGAAGCCUCCGGAGCGGAGGGUCCGUCCAACUUCUCAAAAGCAAAAGUUCACCGGGUCGGCAGCCGCGACGGCGCACCAGCCAAGUGUUCCCACAAGGCUCACCGUGCUAAACACCACAGCGUGAUGGUAGACGCCGGUGCAUUGCAAGACCAAAUCGAGCCGAAUAAUUCCACGGAUGGAGACGAGCUUCCUCCCACUCAGCGGCAGUGCCGGGGAACCUUACAGCUGACCAAAGUCAGACAGACCAUGCAGGAGAUAAGGAGACUCAAUGUGCAAAUGCAGGAAAAACAGCUGGAGAUGCAGGAGAAGCUGAAUGCUCCCCAUGCCAGCAAGUCGGCCAAUCCCAGGGAUGUCCUCACUGUCCAGAAGGAGCUUCAUGAGCUCCAGAACCAGCUGAGUAGCGAGCGAGAGGAGCACCUCCACCGAGUCCAGGAACUGAGGCAGAUCUUCCAGGAGGAGCAGGAGAAGCAGGGAGAGCGAAAGAUGGCCGAGGAACAUCUGAAGGAUCAGCUGGCGCAGGCCCUGCAGGAGCACACGCUGCUCAUGGAGGAACUGAACCGAAAUAAGACUGACUUUGAACAGAUCAUACAGGCUAAGGAAAGAGAGCUCCAAGAAACAAAGGAAGAGAAGGAGAAGGCGCGCGUUCAGAAGGAAGAGGUCUUGAGUCACAUGAAUGAUGUUCUAGACAAUGAGCUUCAAUGUAUCAUCUGCUCAGAAAAUUUCAUUGAGGCUGUAACCCUGAACUGCGCGCACAGCUUCUGCUUCUUCUGCAUCACGGAGUGGAGGAAACGCAAAGACGAGUGCCCCAUCUGCAGACAGCAGAUCGUCUCCCAGACCCGCUCCCUCGUCCUGGACAACUGCAUCAACCGCAUGGUGGACAAGCUGAGCGCUGAAAUGAAGGAACGACGGGCGGCUCUGAUCGCGGAGCGAAAAGCAGAUGCUCGUCAGCCGCAGGGAGUGAUCGCCAUCCAGUCUGAAAGCGAGAGCGGAUCCCUGCCGUCCGACGCGCUUUACAUCUCCAGCAGCUCCGACAUCGAGGAUCUGGACUUUGAGUUCUGGGUGGAAUAUGACAGCGAAGAUUUUUGGGAUUCCGCAUCUGAUGACGAUGACGACGACGACGACGACGAUAGCUUUUUCAUCAUCUGACAAGGUCCCUCUAAAAUUCUUUGGACGGGAGAUAAUUUCACAGCCCCUCCUCCGACACCGAAAUGUUCAAAAGCCUGGAUUAAUAAAAGAAAAUUGGAAUUUUGACGACAAGAACUGACAUUUUUGUAUUGUUGACAUACUUUAUAAAUACGUAUCUGGAAUUAUUUAUGUUUAUUAUUUAGUUACAAUCCUCUGCAAUCAGGACAGGGGUUGGAUGUGGUUCCGAGCUGCCUGUAAUUCACAAAGAGGGUCUGUACCGUUCCUCGGGGUGACGGCUGAACGCUCCGGGGGCAGAUUUUCAGGAUCUCUUUAAUGUUUGUUGGUUGGUUGACGUAUUUUCAUAAUUAUUCAUUUGAUUUUGUUCACCGUUGGCAAAUUAUGUCUUAAAGUACGUUUUCAGCA